GUCGUAAAGCAGUAUCUUUCCAUCAAUAAAACUGCAGUAUUUUCUGCAUAUUCUUUCAGUAGCACACUCUAUUUCCAAAUAUAUAUUUUUUCGGCUAUAUAUUUUCUGAUCUUUUUGGUUAGAUGGCAGCAUCCGAUUCUUGUUCUAUGGUCGCGCCGGAGGCAGCAAAUGGUGAAGAGUUUAAGGUUGAAGUUUUUGCAUCGUCGUCGAAGUUAUUGUCAAAGCUGCAAGAAAAAUGGCCAGGGAAGCCAAAGCCUUAUCCUGCAAUGUAUUCGAGUGUGUAUGGUGGGAUCCUUCUUGAUUCGGCCAUGAUGGUCAUCCCCAUAGACGACCAGAUGGUUAAUCGAGGCCACGGUGUUUUUGACACGGCCAUCAUACUCAACGGGUACCUGUAUGAGUUGGAUGUGCACCUAGCUCGUUUCCUUAGAUCAGCAUCAAACGCCAAGAUUGUGUCUCCGUUUCCUGAGACCACUCUCAGAAGCAUUCUCAUCCAGCUAGCAGCGUCGUCUGGGUGCAGGAACGGCACCCUCAGGUACUGGCUGAGUGCAGGUUUGGGGAACUUCUUGCUGUCCCCUGCAGGCCUCACGUCGUCUGCCUUCUAUGCAGUAGUUAUAGAUGGUGGGUUCUUGCAGUGCAGAGAGGGUGUGAAGGUGAUAACCUCGAGUAUUCCAAUGAAAUCGCCUCUCUUUGCCACGAUGAAGAAUGUGAACUACCUCCCUAACAUGCUGGCAAAGAUGGAGGCAGAGGAGGAGAGGGCAGACGCCUCCGUGUGGAUUGAUGAGGAGGGCUGCAUUGCAGAGGGUCCCAAUGUGAACGUUGCCUUCAUCACCCGCGAUGGGGAGCUUGUGCUGCUAGCCUUUGACAAGAUCUUGAGUGGCUGCUCGGCCAUGAGGCUGCUGCAGCUCGCGCCUAAGCUGGUGGAGCAGGGGAGCUUGAAGGGUGUGAGGGUGGGCAGUGUGAGUGUGGAAGAGGGCAAGGGGGCUGCAGAGAUGAUGUAUGUUGGGAGCACACUUCCUAUACUGCCCAUCAUCAUGUGGGAUGGAAAGCCUAUUGGAGACGGUAAUGUGGGAGAAUUGACAAUGACGCUUUUGGAUUUGCUAUGGGACGACAUGGUUGCUGGCCCUGAAACACAGAGGAUUCCAGUUCCUUAUGUGUAGGAAACACUGCUCAUGUGUUUGUGAUUGUCUUGUUUAUGUUCAAUUAUUGCUCCAUUUUCGAAAAUAAGGAGUUGCAGUGUUUCAAAAAUAGUCCUAUGUUGUUUUCCAUUUUCACCCAUGUAUUUGACUUUUAUUUCCAAAAGCUAGCAUGAUUUCAAUCAUAACUAUUUUGGUAAAUGGAUAGUAAUCCAAGUUGAUUACCAUUUUGAAAUCAUGGUGUUUCGUAUUCAAUUUGGACUACACAAUCUAACGUGUGAAUUAUCCUUAGUUACAAGCAAAGCUAAGGGAAUUUCAAUGAAAGUAAGACGAUAGUAUUCAGUAUUUACUGGCUGCCAACAAUCAUUUCGGGGCAAAUUACAAAUUGAACAUAAUAAAUUAACAAUCUCAAACUGACUUAUUCAAAUAAACGAAUUAAAUGCAAUACAUUGUUCCAAAAUGCGAUCGAUGAUACAAUAUUUACUCGAGGAGAGCAAUACAUCAUCUUGGCCAUCCAACUCCUUCAACGGCUACCACUUUUACGCGUCUUAGUAGGAAUGCCGUUCACAGAAAGACUUGAGCCUCUCCAUGGCUUCUUCAAGAGCAGGUACGUCUACUGCAAAUGUGAUCCGGAUCCAGUUCUUCAGACCCACAGCGAGCCCUGCAAAACACGAUACACGCCACUUUGAGCUCACUCAACUCUUACAUCUAUUGCUAUGAAUUUUUACAUAAGUAGCUCUUAGUGUUUGUACCUGGAAGAAUGAUAACAGAUUCCUCUUUGGCCAGCUUGAAACAGAAGUCAAUAUCAUCACUAAUAUCUUUCAUCCUGGAAAGAUUCAGCUUCACCUACAAUGUUCAAAAUGCAAUCAGAAAAAAUGACCGCGAUAAAUAUAUAUACAGGCACGCGUGUGCGCACAGAUUUGUACUAGUUGCAGCAGUUACAAUACUCACCAUGAAAGCCAUUGCUCCCUUAGGUUUUGUUGGACAAGUGAUGCCAUUGAUGUCUUCAAUCUUUUGGUAACAGAUAUCAGAGGUUUGCUUCAGUAUGUUAAUUGUUUUCCUGAAGAAAACUUCUUGUGUUUGCUCAACAAUUUCAGGAACUGCAGCCUGUAUGAAUGUAGCAGGACCUCCGCAGAUGUCACAGUAUUUCUUGAUGCGUUCCACAAACUGAGAAAAUGAGAGAAAUUCACUGAUCAGUAAUUCGGUAAAAUUUCAUAUAAUUAAAUCACUCAAUAUUUACUGAGCAGAAGACCAAAUCAUAUUUGACUACCCACAUUUUUUCUGGCCACAUAUCAAUGUCAUAUCUCUAAAGCAACCCUAUAUCAUAAAUCACGCUUAAUUUUCAAAUCUAUAUAGUAUAUAUUACAUCAUAAAUCAAAUACAUCACCAUCACCAUCAAAACUACAAAUUAUAAGGAAAACUAUAAGUGCAGAUUCAACAUACACAAAGACAGAUUUUGGUCUAAAUAUCUAGGAUACAUAAAGGAAAACAUGAUAUGUGGACUGUGUGAUAAGUAAAUAUAUGGUUCUUGGUACA
Salvia miltiorrhiza (redroot sage) is the source of this 2669-nucleotide messenger RNA. RefSeq names its product D-amino-acid transaminase, chloroplastic. Gene Ontology annotation, molecular function: catalytic activity. The transcript is spliced from 5 exons. The record is from RefSeq and is a predicted model, not a curated record. NCBI's taxonomy places the organism in Eukaryota, Viridiplantae, Streptophyta, Magnoliopsida, Lamiales, Lamiaceae. Gene Ontology annotation, biological process: carboxylic acid metabolic process. The coding region runs from base 123 to 1157 and encodes 344 amino acids.